This is a messenger RNA of Daldinia caldariorum, 1741 nucleotides long. Its product is annotated as Met-10+ like-protein-domain-containing protein. NCBI's taxonomy places the organism in Eukaryota, Fungi, Ascomycota, Sordariomycetes, Xylariales, Hypoxylaceae. The record is from RefSeq and is a predicted model, not a curated record. The transcript is spliced from 5 exons. Gene Ontology annotation, cellular component: cytoplasm; mitochondrial matrix. Bases 69 to 1511 code for a protein of 480 amino acids. Gene Ontology annotation, biological process: mitochondrial tRNA methylation; tRNA N1-guanine methylation.
GGUAUUCGAAACUUCACAAACGCCGUUCACAUGCGGCAUAACCUCUCCUAACGAAUAAUAAUAAUAAUAUGGAUAUAAACACCGAGGGAAACGAUAUGAGCAGCCUUUUCCGGCCGCCAACAAUACGUUCGGCCACUGGUGUCCUAGAUAGGUCGCUUUUCUCCAAGACGGUUAACCUUGCUGCUGCUGCUGUUGCUGACAAGAAGAAAAUCUCUGCCUGGCGUCAAAUAUUGCAGCGCCAAGGUACACUUCUCUCCGCCGAAAGAGUAUCCAGCAUUGUAACUCACCCGGACCAGGCCCUUGCGGCGCAAGGCACGAAAUGCUUACUCUUAGACCCGAAAGUCAAAGCUGAAGUGCCGGAGACGUGGACGCCCACUAUUCAGGAUGGUGUAGCUAGUAAGGAGAUCGGAAUAGUUCCGUAUACCUUGUCACUAGACUAUGACUACUGGACUCAUGAGGAUGUGAUGAGAUCUCUACUCCCCCCUGAUUUACGGGACUCGCAUGAUGGCAUUCCCGGAGGUUUCAACCAAGCGGGACAUGUCGCGCAUAUGAACCUCAGGAAUGCAUUCUUACCGUACAAGAAGUUGAUCGCAGAGGUCAUACUCGAUAAGAACCAGGCCAUUAAAACAGUCAUCAACAAAGUCGCUAACGUGGGAACUGAAUCGGAGUUCCGGACGUUUGCAUAUGAAGUCCUUGCCGGCCCAGAUGACUUAAAUGUCGAGGUGAGAGAGAAUAACUGUUUAUUCCGAUUCGAUUACUCUAAAGUCUACUGGAAUAGCAAACUGGAGGGUGAGCAUAGGCGGUUAAUUGAUAUCUUCAAGCCUGGAGAGGUGGUAUGCGAUGUCAUGGCUGGUAUUGGCCCGUUCGCAAUACCCGCUGGCAAGAAAGAGGUUUUUGUUUGGGCUAAUGAUUAUAACCCCGAGAGCUAUCGUUAUAUGGAUGAAAACGUCAAACGGAAUAAGGUCGACCAAUACGUACGGCCAUUCAAUCAAGAUGGUCGGACGUUCAUCAAAGAAGCAGCCGAUCUGGUAUACGCAGCAUCAGUGAACGGUGAAUAUGCUAUUUCGGGACCGAGUAGAAGAGUGAAACGAAGUCACCAUCCGAAUUCAAACACCGCAGACGAGUCAAUCCCAAUCCCGGAACCCAAACGUAAUUUCAUCCAACCUACUAUUUCCCAUUUCGUCAUGAACCUUCCUGCGAGCGCCAUAACUUUCCUAUCGCAUUUCCGCGGCCUUUACGCUGGGCGAGAGGAGCUCUUCGUUCCCCACACAAGUACGAAGCUGCCCUUGGUCCAUGUCUAUUGCUUCGCGGCCAAGGCAGAUGAUGAUACGCCACUUAUCGAUAUCUGCGAGCGCAUCUCGGCAGAGAUCGGCGUCCAGAUGAAGCUAGGCGAGGCCGAAAAUGUCAAAGAGGUAUCUGUUUUAGAAGUCAGAAAUGUGGCACCUAACAAGCUCAUGUUCUGCGCUUCCUUCAGACUGCCCCCUGAAGUAGCAUUUGCCGCCCGAGUCUGAUCAAGAUCAGACAAAGUCGUCAGCGCACUCCCGUAGCGUCGGCUUACCAGGUUAGGUGUCAAGAGGCCGCUGAGCAAUAUAUAUGCAAGCCAAGUGGACCACUGCAGUGAGAAGCAUGUGAUGAUUUCAACUUUAGCGUCGCAAUCUAGAGAGCUACCAGGUCUGUGUGAUUGCUUUAUGGCGGGACUGGCCGCCGCAAGUGGAUCACAGCAUCCAUAGGGCGCAGCACA